CCCCUUCCUCCCGUGUUUCUGUUUCCCAGCACACACCACCGUCUCUUGAAUCGCGUACCUACCUAUUCCUCAAGGGCCUCAGGUCAAGUCGUCUAUGGAUCUGACCAAUACUGUGCAAAGGUACAGUCACAGCUCACAGUGCUUGCCCUGUGUACAACCAUCUCCGAGGCACGCGUGCCUAGGCAGACGCAGGCAUUGGCAGGCGCUUCCUCAAAAUUUCCCCGACUGCCCUUGGAAAUCAGGAAGGAGCAUGGGUGCUUGUACCUUCCUGGCCUGCUGCUGUCACGCGGUCUCUACCCGUCUCUCUUGCUGUCUUGCGCGGUCCUGGGCUGUCUGCGUAAUUUAUUCUUCCUUCUGCGUGUGCAAAUGAAAAUUUCCUUCUCCUUCGGAAUUUCCUACCACCUCUCGCCUCCCACCUUCCUCUUUUCCCUUCAAUGUACCUUGCCUCUUCUUCCUCUGCGUCAUCAAUCUGUUGCUUGUUCUUUGGCUGCACGGCGGACUCUGACUCGACCAAAAUUCCAUCACCGAGAGUCGAUCCCCAAAACGGGACACACACAAGCAAGAAUCCGGCAAAUCCUCUGUUAUUUAUCACCUUAG
Messenger RNA from Colletotrichum orchidophilum, 597 nucleotides. RefSeq lists its product as uncharacterized. The transcript has a single exon. Lineage: Eukaryota; Fungi; Ascomycota; Sordariomycetes; Glomerellales; Glomerellaceae. The annotation marks the transcript as partial. The record is from RefSeq and is a predicted model, not a curated record.